This is a messenger RNA of Cantharellus anzutake, 312 nucleotides long. RefSeq lists its product as uncharacterized. The record is from RefSeq and is a predicted model, not a curated record. The transcript has 3 exons. Bases 1 to 312 code for a protein of 103 amino acids. NCBI's taxonomy places the organism in Eukaryota, Fungi, Basidiomycota, Agaricomycetes, Cantharellales, Hydnaceae.
AUGGCUGAGCGUGACCACGCGAAGUCUGACGCGGAGAAGGAUGCGAUUGCCACCAAAAUAAUGGCCCUUCAACACCAACGAAUCCAGUCUGCUUCCGUAACGCUCUGCGAUCGGAUCCAGUCUUCGUCCUCGCAGGCGGAGGACCCCGACAUGUCCGAAGAGACUGUAGAUUCACCAGAGGACCCUGGUCCCGGUGCCCAGACGCCAUCACAAGGUGCUGUAUUUGAAGCAUUCCAUGUCCUUCCACACUUCCAUCACUCGGCUCUGCCAAUCUUUCGAUGCCCUUAUUGUAUUUGUGAUCCCAUUGCUUGA